CCCCAAUUGGGAUUUUCGUGAUUCGAAUCGACGCGGGACGUCGCGUUUUCCACAUCCAGUCGGCGCAUCCGUCCUCUGUCUGCACGAGCGAGACAAAAGACGGCAACUGCGAAUGGUGGGGGUCUCGUCGAGGUUGUAUCAAUCCUCGGGAGGGGUCGAGCUUGGAGCGCGCUAUUUCGUAUCGUGCCGCUUUCGUACCCACACGUGUGUGCCCCGGAAACAUGCUCGACGUGACCACGCGACCGGACUCUACCGGAAUCCAAUAAAAAAAUUUCUCAACGAAAGAAACUAAAGAAAAACAAACCAUAUAAUACACAAGAGAAUUUACUUACAUCGAAGAGAUUGUUUUUAUCGUAAUUUUGAUAACCUACCUGUGAAGAACUGUUAGAAGAACUCUUGGUAGCAGCGAAGGUGUGCUGUUGUGUGACUUGUGCUGUUUUUUUAUUAUUUUUUUCUUCUUUUUGUUUGGGGAUAAAUACUUCCAAAUAAGGGAGAAAGAGAGAAACAAACGCGGACAAAUACAAUUUUUUCUGUGCUUUCGCAUCAGUGCUGAUUUCCAAUUGAAUUGAAAAUAGACAAAAAAAAAAAGGACUAUAUAUAUAUAAAUCUAUAUAAGUUUACGUAAGGUGGUUAUUUUGCCCACGUGGACUACCCGCACUACAUCAUCCUGGAACAUUUAAGGCCUAUCGUGUCCUCGAUCAACACCCUCAACGGUUCUUGUGGUGAGAAUAUGGAGGCAACCUACUGCGUCGGAAGCGAUGUAGAUGUUUGCAGGAUGUUUGAUCAGUACUUAUACAAGAGAACCGAAAACGUUGAUUUGUCACUGAGCAUACCGAACUCGAAUUUCCCCAAUAACGGCUACGACAUGAGUGACCAGACUUUUCAUACGCCCAGCUUCGGGGACGAAGAGUUCGAUAUACCAGCCAUCAAUCCCCAACAACAGCAGCAGCAGCAGCAGCAGCAACAGCAGCACGGAGGUGUUCCUGCCGAUCAGCAGAACAUGAACUAUCAACCUCCGCCGCAGAUGAACAUGCAACAGGAGAGCAUGGGCAUGCACGAUCCGACCGGCGGAUACCAGCAGCCGCUGUACCUUUCCGGGCCGGACCAUGGGAUGGUCAAUCCGUCUUACCACAGCCCUCAGGCUAACUACAACAUGAGUCCGACACAGCAGCAGCAGCAUAAUAAUCAGCUGCUUAUGAUUCAACAGCAGCAACAACAACAGCAGCAACAGCAGCAACAACAGCAACAGCAGCAACAACAACAACAACAGCAGCAGCAGCAGCAACAUCAUCAGCAGCAGAUGAUGAUGGGACACCCUCAGCCACCUCCCGGCACCAAUAUGGGACAAUACGGGACAUCCCCGCAGCAUCCUCAAGGAAGAGGGAACAGUCCUCCUGCUCCUGGACAAGAACCUACGACAAGCGAAGAUAGCGAUGACAGCACUCCACAUCCAGCUAUGAUGACGGCGAUGAAGAGGCCUUCGCCGGAGCCGACCGAAUCGUUGGCCAAGGUUCAGAAGAAGCCCAAGGUCCAGAAGAAGAAGAAGAAGAGGGACCCGAACGAGCCACAAAAGCCCGUCUCGGCUUACGCACUGUUCUUCCGCGAUACUCAGGCAGCCAUAAAAGGACAGAACCCGAACGCAAGUUUCGGCGAAGUGUCGAAGAUCGUUGCGUCUAUGUGGGAUGCCCUGGAUUCGGAGCACAAGAACGUGUACAAGAAGAAGACGGAGGCGGCGAAGAAGGAGUACUUGAAGGCAUUGGCAGCGUACAGGGCGAGUCUCGUGUCGAAGGGUGCCGGAGAAGGUGAAGGCAUGUAUGGUGGCUACGGAAACUACAAUGCUGGUGGACCCCAGUACGGAGGAUACUCUCCGCAGAACACACUCCCAUCACCACCAAUGUCCUCGACAGCAACGUCUCCGAGCCAGCAGAGCCCCCACGUCAAGAAACCGCCCAUGAUGACGAACAUGAACAACCAGCAACAUCCGAGCAUGAUCCAAUCACCAAUGGGCCAGGUGCCAAAUCACAUGAGCAUGCCGCCACACAUGCAGCAGCAGCAACAACAACAUAGUAAUAAUUACAUGCAACAGGUUCCUCAGCCGCAACAAGUUCCACCCCAGCAUAUGCAGCAGCAGCAACAUGUCAGUCCCCCCCCAAUGGUUUCAAGCAGCCCCCCGGCCUCAGCACCUGCACCUACAGUGCCCACGUCCGUACCACAGCAGUCGCAGAUGCGACCUGCUAACUCCUGCAUCCGCCAUGGCUGCCCCAAUCCUGCCAUCGCCAACGCCGAAUGGGAGGACGAGUAUUGCAGCAAUGAAUGUGUAGUCAGCCAUUGCAGGGAUGUAUUCUCGAAUUGGGUAGCCUCAAAUCAAAAUCAAUCGCAAAAUUUCUCGACGGUUAAAUAAAUUUCAAUUUAGUAUAUAGUGAUGAGACGUCGAGCGGAGAUCGUUUUUUUCUUUUUUUUUUUUGGAGAUUGGAGGAAAUCUGUUAAGAAAAAAAAAUAAUUAAAAAUAAAUAUUAAAAAAAUUAUUAAUAAUGAUGUAAGGAAUUAAAGUUUUUGUAUUCUAUGAGACGGAGGAUGAUCGAAAACGAAAGGCAGGAGAGGAAGUUAAAGUAAAAAGAAAACAAUUGUAGCAAUAUUGAUAAUAGUUUUAUUACGUAUAGAAGAUGCAACUGAAAUGGAAGGGUUGAUGAAUACAAAGUGAAAUAUAUAUAUAAAUAUUAUUAUAAUAAUGAUAAAAGCGUGCGAGGAGAUGAAGGGUGGGUGUGUGUGAGAAAGAUUUGUAUAUGAUGUGCGUGGAUAGGAAUAAUUAACAUGAAACAAAAAAAAGAAUAUGUGAAGAUGUUACAUAUAUAUAUAAAUUACAAGAAAAAAAAUUACAAGUGAGUUAUAUAAAUGUGAGACAAGAUAUUGAAUCGUUGUAAAUAAAUUAUAUUUAGAGAUUGGAUUCAAUGUUGUCCCAUCCGACAAAUGCAUCUUCAACUCUAUUAAACACACACACACUAUAUAGGUAUACAAAUUGAUGAAUUGAGAAGAUUGUAAUAACUUUCUUAGCAUUAACAUUAAACAAAACAAAAAAAAAAGUAUAUUAAUAAAAUGUAUUAUAUAUAAAUAUAUAAAUGAAGGAAACCAAUUGUUAAUCAUCAGUGCUAUAUUGUACAAUGCAUGUGUACUCCGUUUCCACGAAUGGAAAUGGAAACUAAUAAUGUUUAGUUAGAAUAUUUACCCAAUUAACAAACAAAAACAAAA
Nicrophorus vespilloides is the source of this 3246-nucleotide messenger RNA. RefSeq names its product TOX high mobility group box family member 4-like. Gene Ontology annotation, biological process: regulation of transcription by RNA polymerase II. NCBI's taxonomy places the organism in Eukaryota, Metazoa, Arthropoda, Insecta, Coleoptera, Silphidae. The coding region runs from base 731 to 2401 and encodes 556 amino acids. Gene Ontology annotation, cellular component: nucleus. The record is from RefSeq and is a predicted model, not a curated record. The transcript has 7 exons. Gene Ontology annotation, molecular function: chromatin DNA binding.